This is a messenger RNA of Pterocles gutturalis (yellow-throated sandgrouse), 744 nucleotides long. RefSeq names its product integrator complex subunit 9-like. Gene Ontology annotation, biological process: snRNA processing. The annotation marks the transcript as partial. The record is from RefSeq and is a predicted model, not a curated record. The transcript is spliced from 7 exons. Lineage: Eukaryota; Metazoa; Chordata; Aves; Pterocliformes; Pteroclidae. Gene Ontology annotation, cellular component: integrator complex.
CUCUUUCAGUACUGCCUGUCGGGACAUCCAACCUUGCCAUGCAAUGUACUCAAGUUCAAAUCCACCACCAUCAUGUUGGACUGCGGACUGGAUAUGACGUCUACCCUCAAUUUCCUCCCCUUGCCACUGGUUCAGAGCCCCAGGCUGUCCAAACUUCCUGGUUGGGUUUUGAAAGAUGGAAGCACAUUUCUGGACAAGGAACUAAAGGAGUGCUCCGGCCAUGUGUUUGUAGACUCUGUGCCUGAGUUCUGUUUACCAGAGACUGAGCUGCUUGACCUCUCCACGGUGGAUGUAAUCUUGAUCUCAAACUAUCACUGCAUGAUGGCGUUGCCCUAUAUCACAGAGUACACUGGAUUCACUGGAACAGUGUAUGCUACUGAGCCCACGGUUCAAAUUGGCAGGCUUCUCAUGGAAGAACUGGUGAAUUCCAUUGAACGUGUGCCAAAGGCUCAGUCUGCCUCCAUGUGGAAGAACAAGGAGGUACAGAGGUUGCUGCCCGCCCCUCUGAAGGACGCGGUGGAGGUGUCAAUGUGGAGGAAGUGCUACACCAUGCCAGAAGUGAACGCUGCACUCAGCAAGAUCCAGCUGGUGGGGUAUUCUCAGAAAAUUGAGCUGUUCGGUGCUGUGCAGGUCACCCCUCUCAGCUCAGGCUAUGCUCUCGGAAGUUCCAAUUGGAUUAUCCAGUCACACUAUGAAAAGGUUUCUUACGUUUCAGGAUCUUCUCUGCUUACAACACACCCUCAG